AUGGCAGCCAGACUGGAAACCCUGCAUCCCGCCCUCCUCUGCCCCGCAACCCGCACCAAUCACAAGCCUCCAACCCGCGCUCUUCCGGGUCGUAGAAGAGCCUCCCGCCGGCUCCUGAGCUCGCUAGUCGCAGCCGUGGAGCGAUGGUGCUCGGAGGGUCCGGGGACGUGUGAACUGCCGGGGAGGACCAUGAGCAAAGGGGACACCCCGGGUCGCAGCGCCUCGUUGACGUUCACCAUCGACAGCAUCCUCAACCUGCGGCAGCAUCAGCGGGACACCGGGGACACCGGGGACACCGGGGACAGGGACAGGACGCAGAGGGACGGAGGGUGCAAGGAUGAGGUGUGGGACGUCCGGAGGAGAGAGGACAGCGGCUCGGAGGGGACAGUGAAGCCCAGAGUCCAUCCUGUGGACCGCGGGGGACAGACACCCUGUCCCGGGGCGCACAGGGCGCACGGUGCCGAGGACGCGUCCGAGCAGGAGCAGGAGCAGACGACCCCCGGGGGGGACACCAAGUCCACAGUGAAGAAGAAGACUCGCACCAUCUUCUCCAAGAGACAGAUCUUCCAGCUGGAGGCCACGUUCGACAUGAAGCGGUACCUGAGCAGCUCGGAGAGAGCGUGCCUCGCCAGCUCGCUGCAGCUCACCGAGACCCAGGUGAAGAUCUGGUUCCAGAACCGCAGGAACAAGCUGAAGCGGCAGCUGUCCACGGACCUGGACGGGCCCCUGGCCGCAGAGCAGCUCUCGGACGCGGGGAAAAACGUGCAAUUACCCACUUUUUACAAGGACAGCAGCCUGCUGAACGGAUGUUUGAUGCCCAUGCCUUUCCCCGUCAUGUACCCGGCUCAUGCGAACGCGACGCCGUACAUCUACUUCUCCAACACUGGCAAGUAUUUCGGGCUGUUCGACGCGGACUGA
Molecule: messenger RNA, 918 nt
Organism: Limanda limanda (common dab)
Lineage: Eukaryota; Metazoa; Chordata; Actinopteri; Pleuronectiformes; Pleuronectidae
Gene: hmx4
Product: H6 family homeobox 4
Exons: 2
Coding region: 1-918 (305 amino acids)
Biological process (GO): regulation of transcription by RNA polymerase II
Cellular component (GO): nucleus
Molecular function (GO): RNA polymerase II transcription regulatory region sequence-specific DNA binding; DNA-binding transcription factor activity, RNA polymerase II-specific
Source: RefSeq, a predicted model, not a curated record